Peromyscus californicus insignis is the source of this 2479-nucleotide messenger RNA. RefSeq names its product canopy FGF signaling regulator 1 (gene Cnpy1). The record is from RefSeq and is a predicted model, not a curated record. The transcript is spliced from 3 exons. NCBI's taxonomy places the organism in Eukaryota, Metazoa, Chordata, Mammalia, Rodentia, Cricetidae. Bases 1 to 285 code for a protein of 94 amino acids. Gene Ontology annotation, cellular component: endoplasmic reticulum.
AUGCGAAUGAACGAUUACCAGCUGGAGGACGACCCAGUGACCAAGCAGAAGUAUUUUAGGAGAUACGCUCCAAGAAAGGGAGACAAAAUAUACAAAGAAUAUAAAAAGUUCUUCUUUUAUUCUGAUGCCUUCAAACCUUUGAAAUUCGCGUGCGAAGCCAUCAUUGAAAAGUAUGAGGAUGAGAUAUUCGCACUUAUCGCCCAGGAGGCACACCAUCUAGCUGACAUGCUGUGCAGUGAAAAAUCAGAUCUGUGUGGCACUCCAGUCAGUCGUCCCGAACCCUAGGAGUGAGGAGUGAAGUCACAGCCCCAAAGGUCACUGUGCGCCUCACGUCUUGCGACUGCCGUGAUAAGGAAUUUCAUCUCGUGUCUGCUCUUGUCUCAUGCGUGAUAUUGGUUUGAAAAUCUCUGACUUGGCAUCAUGACAAACUCCAAGUCUUCUCUUAGGUGAAAAGAAGUUUAUAAAACUGAACACCCCUUUGCAUAUUUGGAUGGAAGCUGGGUUGGCAAUAGAGCAUUAAAUUUAGCCGUGGGGAAAAAGGUGAAGCCAUUUCUUAAGUCAGUAGGGAUUUAAGAGUGGGUACAAGUGUUUCAUAGCAAAUGUGUCUGACACAUCCAUCUACGAUUUGCUAUUUGGAAAGAACUUGGUUUGAUUUCUCAAAUAUUUGAUUGACCACAAAUUCAAGGCAUUCAGUUGCAACUAAUGCCAUGGGUUGGUUAUUCUGGGAGGUUCUGUACGGUACUUGUAAAGUCACUCCUCUCAAUCAGGAGUAGGACUUACAGAUGUGGAGAUUCUUAAUUUUUAGAACUUUAUCCCUUAGAUUCAGUAGAAUAAGCUGGGCAGUGGCGGUGCACGCCUUUAAAUCCCAGCACUUGGGAGGCAGAGGCAGGUGAAUCUCAGUGAGUUUGAGGCCAGCCUAGUCUACAGAGUAAGUUCCAAGACAGCCAGAACUGUUACAAGGAGAAACCCUGUCUCGAAAAACCAAGUCAAAAAUUAAUUAAUUAAUUAAUUAAAAAGAUUCUGUGGAAUAAUUAGAAGAGAGUGAAUAGCUAGUUCUACAGUGAAUGGCCAUCAUUCACCUGAUGACACAGUGAGUUCAGAGGAUUCCGAAAGCGAACUCGUAGUGGAUUUCAAACGAUAACAGCACUGAACGUGUUCUUGUCUUGCUCAAAUCUCUCUUGGUUUGUUUUCCCCUCACCAAUCAUAGUGUGUAGAUUUUCCUAUCAGCUGAUUUCUCACUCUUCUGUGGGACUUUUAUUUAUGUAUUUAUUUUUGGAUGGGGAAAGACAUUCACCUUUACCACACUUAUUGUAACAAAAUGUAAUAACAGUCACUCCCGAGUGUUCUCAUUGUCUCUGCUAAAUUUGCAUUCAGUGGAAUUGAACUUUAAUUAUUCAGCAUGUGAGGGUACAGGUUACACCUGUUUAAUUAAUGAAAUUUUCAUCAUUGUCAGUGAGACUUGCAUGGGUAACAGGCAAAUUUUGUACCGGAAGAUCUAAAAUGAAUGUUUAUAAAACCAUCCAGAAAUUGCACUAUUCAGAUCAUUCACUGGGCUCCUCGGCCAGAAUAAUCCUUACAUUUGUUAAAAAAAAAAUUACCAAAAUGAAGAAAAGAGAUUUCUAUUUUUCUCUUCCCCCUAACUUAAGUCUUAAUGUCACUUGUUUAUCUGGGAAACUGAGAAAGUGUGCUUUUGCGAUAUGUCUGUGGCUGGCGGCGUUAUAGGACCUCUGUAACCCUGAGAUUCUGUGCUCCAAACAGACAAGGAAGAGGAGAUACAAGGGCAGGUGGUGCUACUUCCCAGCGGGGAAGACAAUGUUAUUUAAAGCCUAGCCUGAGCUAUUGUGGGAGAUGUCACCAAGGGAGCGGGGGUGUCCUUGUCCCUGUAUCUUAUUUCUGUAACCUGUAAGAUUGACUUGGCCUUUGAGAUAGGAAGUCUUUUUAGCAUUUUUCUUACUUGGACUUUCUUGGUAAAUGCGCACUAGGACGCUGUUUCUUAAAAUAUGCCUUCAUGGGCUCAAGGCUGAGAAGGCGACUCCAAGAAGACUUCCAACGCCAGGUUCAUUGUCACCUGCGGGGGCGGGGAGGGCUUUACACAGAUGUAUAGUCAGACCCUUUGCUUCCCAAAUUUUCUUGGCUUCCUCACCGGACAGGAUCUUGGAUCUUACAAUGGUUUUGGUAUCUCAUGACUCAUGGUUUUUUUUUUCCCCCCUGUAAUUCUUUUCCAUAUCAAGCUUGUUGAGCUCAUGGGAAUGUCUGUAGCUUACUGAGCUGCUGAUUAAACCUCCAUUGGAUUGAGAAUUACUCAGAACCCUGGGUCCCUCUCUGCCUGCUUUGCUAGGUUAUAGUAGUAGAAGAGAGAAGCGGUGUUGGUUGGCCACUCUCCUGCCUUCAAAAUGACACCAAAUACAAAAUAAGAUGAAAGGCCAGGGAAGGCCACUACCACAACUAAAAACAAGCAAAAACAGAAAUAACAAAAACA